CUACUUGUUUCGUUCCUCUCCUUAUAAUACAAACCCAACACUCGUAGAAACAAAAACACACUCAAACUCGCAGAGAAAACAACAAUGGCAUCCACCGAUAAGUCACCGGAACCAACACCAGCAAAGGGUUCAGAUCCAACUCCGGGGGAGGCAAUGACUAUAGGACAACACGUGGUUGACAAGAGUGCAAUGAUGGUUCAGAGUUUCAAACCUAUAUACCAGAUGAGUCAGCAUGUGUGUACCUUUGCAUUGUACAGCCAUGACAUGUCUCGUCAGAUUGAAACUCAUCACUACUGUUCCCGUCUCACCAAUCAGUUCCUUCAGUGUGCUGUUUAUGAUUCCGAUGAGUCAAAUAAAGGUCGUCUUAUAGGUGUUGAGUAUAUCAUUUCUGAUGAUAUCUUUGAAACUCUUCCUCCUGAAGAACAGAAGCUUUGGCAUUCUCAUGCUUAUGAGAUCAAAUCAGCUUUGUGGGUGAAUCCUAGAGUUCCAGAGAUGAUUGGGAUGUCUGAGCUUGAAAAUCUUGCGAAAACAUAUGGAAAAUUCUGGUGUACAUGGCAGGUUGAUCGAGGGGAUAGGCUUCCACUGGGUGCACCCGCCUUGAUGAUGUCACCACAAGCGGUGAGUCCAGGGUUGGUGAGACCAGACCUGCUGCAUGAGAGGGAUGAAAAGUAUAAUAUAUCUACAGAGAGCAUAAAAAAGUCGAGGGUUGAGAUUCCAGAGCCAGAGAUGAUCAACCCAAUGGCUGACUAUUGGAAGCAACAUGGCAAAGGUUUUGUCAUUGAUUUUGAAGAAACUGACAUGAAAAAAUGGGCUCCUUUUCCUUGAACACUAAAAUGAUAUUUGUAUGUCAUCAUGAGUGAAUAAAACUAAACAUGCUUAUAUAUUUUAUAAGCUUAGGGAUUCAGAGGGUAAGGUAAUAAAUGUAUCAAGUGUUUGGCUAUGUUGCCUUACACAUAUAUGAUAUGUCAAGUGUUUAUAUUUCACUUUUUGUGAUAUGAGAAUGUUUAAUAAAAAUUGAUGACAUCAUAUAAA
This is a messenger RNA of Lathyrus oleraceus (garden pea), 1032 nucleotides long. Its product is annotated as oil body-associated protein 2C. The transcript is spliced from 3 exons. The record is from RefSeq and is a predicted model, not a curated record. Lineage: Eukaryota; Viridiplantae; Streptophyta; Magnoliopsida; Fabales; Fabaceae. The coding region runs from base 85 to 825 and encodes 246 amino acids.